AUGGCUACCCGCGACGACGAUUCAAAGUCGUCUUUGCAACGCCUUCUUUCCCUCGACAAGUCGUUCGAUUCUUUUGAAGAGCGUGUUCAGGAAGCCGCCCGCAUCCUUGACAUCUCUCUGGACCCUCAAUUCAUACCCGGAUCGUCUACCUCGUCCUCGCUCUCACACAUCUCUCGUCUGGACUUUGUGUUGCGCUGGCUUCUCGACAAGCUCUCUGCCCUGCCAGAGACCUGCCAAUAUCUUCCGUCAUGGAUCCUCUUCCGUCGCAUCCUUGAGCGCAUGCCGUCUGCUGCUCUGGCCAAGUCCUUGUCUGUCGCCAGUCCGGUCAACAUCUGCUCAGGCGCCCUCGCACACCUCUUCCCGCCCACCUCUACUCCAGCUCCAAAUACUGCAGUCGAUGCAAAGCCUUCCACCAAGAAGAGAAAGAGGCAAAGUGCUGCCAACGACACGACAUCUGAUCACCCAGCUUUGAUCUUUGCCCAAGUCACGGUUGCCAUCCGUGUUCUAAUCUCGCGUUCGACCCAGUCUCCUGUUGCUACAGAUGCUGCCUCGGGAAAUCGCGUCCACGCCCUUCUUCGUCUGGACCAUGCAGACCUCGUUCGUUUCGUCAAGCACACUCUGUACGCCUUGUUGCAUCUUCGAACUUUGCAUGGUCUUCCCCUUUCUCAUGUGGCCGCUACUCUGACUCUGAUCCAAGACUUAGCCAUCCUGCAACCGAACGCUUCAAUGGAUCCCAUGGAUAUUUCUUUCUGCACCGAGUGUUUGUGGCCAGCUGCUCUUCUUCUACAAUCCCUGCACUCAGAACUGGGCUCAGAACUUGCUUCACAACAUAAUGCCACCCGAUCGCUCGACCGUUUACUGGCCACACAUCUUUUCGUCCCAGCAAGGGUCGCUUUCUACACUUCUAAGGCUGUCGUACAGAAGAAGCGUCAACAGCCAGAAGUUCCUGGGCUGGUACAGAGACUGGAGCCUUUGCGCUCGCAAAUCACGACCCUUGUCAAUGGAGACACUUCGGACUCCGUUAGGCAGGGUCAGCUAUCCCAAGUCUACGGAUGUGUGCCAUUGUUACUGGAUCUGGCAGUUCGCUGUGCGCCUAUCGGCAACCCUAAGCAAAGGAUCAUUGAAGCUCCUUGGAUCCAUCUUCUGUUUAAUUCCUUAUCGGAAACCAUCACCAACGCUCCAGACGCUACUAUUGUUAACCAAAAUCUGAACGAGAUGUUCGAUGUAUUGUCAGACAGCAAGCUGGUGCUUGAUGCGGACGUGCUAAGCGAGGUUCUGGAUCAGCGAUGCAACUUGUCGACAUCGAAGCCUGACUUUCCCCUCACUGCUAAGAUUCUUAACAUGAAUGCUAGCAUCUUCACAGAUAUCAACGCCGUCCCGGCUAAGGCGUUAUUUGAUGCAUUAACGAGCAACGGAGACGCAAAAGCCUCCGCUGUUUCGGGCCUAGUCUCUAGCGAUGACUGGUCGAAUCCUCGCAAUAUCUGCUACAAGAUUGUAGUACCCCUGAUGCACGCUUAUGCGCGAACUCGCAAUCUCCCUGCGUUCCUUGAUCAGUGGUCCGCCUGCUUAAGCACUCAAAUCUCUUCGAAGAAGUCGUCCAAGUGGCUUCUCUGGGCUGACUUGUCAUUGGAGGAGUCAUUGAGGGACAUCCUGGAAACGUCCCUGACAUCGGCACAAAUCUCAGAGUUGCUGGAUUCUCGACAGAGUACGCUGACUCAGUCGGUUGCAUCGUCUUCUGUCGCAAGUCCGCAGGCCUUCGCAAACAUCGUCCUACUCAAUGCCAUCGUUAGUGCUUUGAAGACCGACGCCACCAUCGACGUUCUCAUGCCCUACUUGGAGUCACUACUUUCGGCUGUAGAGAGUGCAUUCCUCCAAACUGCAGACAUCAGCGAGCUUCUCUCUGCCUAUAUGCUCGGUCUGGCUUCGCGGAUCUAUCAGCUAUGGUACCCACUCUGGUCAACAACCAAAUCGAGCGAAGAAGUUCAGACGAGAAACGCAACACUGCUAGACGGACCCAUUACACAAUUUGCGCUGAAGAAGAUUCAAAACAGCUCAAAGUUGAAGCUGGGUACCAUAUCUGAGGCCGACUCAGCGUUUGUCUUCAUCGCUUCAAUCUGUGACAUGCAGAGACAACUAACUGGCCACGAAUCUGAUUAUGCACAUCUGUUCUGCCGCGCAGCUUUGCCCUCUAAGGAUGAUAGUAAGAUUAGCAGCUACGCUUCUCGGCGGCCAGCCGCUUUCUUGACAAUUCUCUCUGGCUUCCCUGGGCUUCUGGCCUGCAUACCCGCGACCGAGAGGGUCCAACUUUUCAAGGAUUUGUUUGACAGCUUCUUCUCUGAUCCUUCGUACUCAAGCUCGGUGCUGUUUGAGUUCCUUGACGCACUCUUUGCAGCUAGCGACCUUGCUACUAAAGACGACCUAUUCAAUGUAGUAUGUGAAGCUGUAGAAAGUUAUGCCACAUCAGAAUCUUGGCUUGAUCUCCUCCUCCAGUGGCCAUUGAAGGGACUAUCUCGUCAACAACGCGAGAAGAUCUUGGAUCUUACUGUGUCAGCUGUGACUCAGAAAAAGUUCGUCGGACAAGCGAAGCAGCAAGCCCUCGAUCUGAUCGCGGCACUUCUCGAGCUGCCAAACGCAACAGCAAAAAUUUCUGUGGCACCCGGUGCACUAUGGGAUCUUGCAGGGGUCUCUUACACCAGCACUGAACUGGAUGCUUUCGAAAGUGUUUGUCAACGUCUCCUGGGACAUAUCCUGGAUACUAAGGAGCAAGACCGAAGCAAAUCGUACCUGGAACAACUCUCUACGCUUGCGUCAGACUUCAUCAACAAGCAGAAGGAUUUAGGCUUGCCCUCAAACCCGGGCAGAGUUUUUCUUGUGAAAGCGCUUUUCGAGGCGUUUGAUGCUCGUCUCACCCAUGAGGAUAUGUCAAGCUUCCCACACAGUUCAUCGUCCACAAUCGAUUCUUUAGCUAAGCGACUGUGGGAGAUCCUGUCAAGUUCGACAGAGGACGAGCUCAGCGGUUUAAACGUGGAUAAAGCUCGUAUCGCCGUCCAAGUGUACACUGGAAUCCCUGCAUCGAUCUUGGCCUCUAGAGGAUCUUCAACCGAGAAGUAUGCCAAGCGCUUCGCGAAAAAAUUGCAUGCUUUGAUUGAAGAAUCGAAGGAUGUUCCCAUCCCAAUCUUGGUGCGAUGCUUCCAGCAGCUAUCUUCAGCCGCUUCUCAAUCCAAACCUGUCGACAUUUUUACAAGUGCCGAGCAUCUAUUGAAACGAGAAACGGAUGCUGGCCAGUACUGGUCUAUCACUGAUGCUGUCACCAGAAGUGUUCAGAGUAUCUCCGAGAAUGAGAAGCUCUCACUGAUGGAACGGAUUCUGCCUACUUCAGUCCAGCAGUGCACUGCAGAGAGAGUCAUGUUGGUGCGAUGCAUUCUCUCUGCUAUGCAUGGCUCUCGUAAGCACGGGGCAGCUGCUUCCGAGAUUGGUUCAGUCUCUGUCCUCGUAAGACUGCUAGAACUCUUGAACACGUGCUCUGAGUACGCCGUCCAUCAGCAAUUGGUCGCCUGUGUCACUAUGGUAUUAAGAGAACAACCUCGGCUCGUCACACAAUACUCCGCAGAGAUGACUAUUGCGACUGUGACCACACUUGCGUCUCCCCUGUCGCCGAUCAAGCGUGUCAAGCAAGCGUCGUUGAUGUUUGAGGGUCUUUGCACAAUCGUCCAAAGUCUUUUGCAGUUCCACCGUCCCAGUCUGGGUGGUCGUUUCCAUCUCCUCGUUCCGUUGAUGCAAAGACUUCUUGCCUGCCUCUUCUCGCCAAGCAGUAAGGACGCGGGAACUGUCAACCGCUUCAAACACCCUGCAUGGCUUGACCCCACAAAUGCUCCAUUGACUUUGAAGCAGGCUCAAAAGUAUUCGAGGGUUCUCGAAAAUCUUUGCAAUCCGCCGCAGUUCAACAUGGUGGGCAGCCGAGGAAAAACACCUGAACUUGUCGACGAGACACGCAAAGCUCGCAUGCAUGUGGCUCAACACGCCCCUCAUAUCCUUCAUUAUUACUGUACUCUGAUCCUGAACGGCAAACCGGGUGAAGGCAUGCGAGAUGCUCUUACACCAGGCAUGUGGGCAAUCAUCGAUGUUGCCGAGAUUGGCGCAGAUGAUAGUCGUGGCGUCAAGGCAUUGAGUUCCAGCAUGGGCAACGCCGAUCGUGCUGUCUUGCGAGGCAUCUGGGAGGAUUGGCGAAGAUUCGGCGGAGCUUGGAAAGGUUAG
Aureobasidium namibiae CBS 147.97 is the source of this 4254-nucleotide messenger RNA. RefSeq lists its product as uncharacterized. The transcript is spliced from 4 exons. Lineage: Eukaryota; Fungi; Ascomycota; Dothideomycetes; Dothideales; Saccotheciaceae. Gene Ontology annotation, biological process: ribosome biogenesis. The record is from RefSeq and is a predicted model, not a curated record. Gene Ontology annotation, cellular component: nucleolus. Bases 1 to 4254 code for a protein of 1417 amino acids.